This is a messenger RNA of Darwinula stevensoni, 603 nucleotides long. The record is from the annotation of a GenBank genome assembly. Lineage: Eukaryota; Metazoa; Arthropoda; Ostracoda; Podocopida; Darwinulidae.
AUGGUGAAAUUCUUUGAAGGCUCAGCAAGCAUUCCAUUCACAUGGGACCAUGUUGCUCAGGCCUUCUGGAGGAGAUAUCCCAACCCCCACAGCACCCAUGUGCUCACUGAAGACACCUUCUUUCAAGAGCUACAAGGGCAUAAACUAUAUUCCAAGCGACUCUUUAUCAAGACCAAUAAGCUUCCAAAAUGGGGAGAGGCAUUUGUUUCUUCAAGGACAGUGUGCAUUGUGGAAGAAUCUAUUGUUGACCCCAAGUUGAAAUCACUCAUCACUUACACACGCAACAUUGGGUUCAACCGAGCCAUGACAGUAGAGGAAAAGACAGUGUAUACUGCUGAUCCACAACAUCAGCAAUGGACGUUAGCAAAACGACAAGCUUGGAUUUCAUCAUCGUUGUUUGGUUUCAAGUUUGCCAUUGAGGCCUUUGGCUUAGAACGGUACAAGAAGAAUGCAACCAAGGCAACAUUAGGUUUCAUGCAUGUGUUGAAGGAGAACUUUGGCGGAGGGAAGGCUCGAGGUGAUGUUCAGCAGGCUGAUGAUGCCCAUAAAAAGCUUAAGGAUGCUGCUCUAAAAUGGGCCACCUCUGGUAAAGUCUCACUCUGA